CAGCCUCAUGGGCAGAUGCCCAGCGAUAAGACCAUUGGUGGAGGGGAUGAUUCUUCAUCUUUCUGUGAAACUGGAGCUGGAAAGCAUGUGCCUGAGGCAGUUUUUGUGGAUCUGGAGCAUACUGUCAUUGAUGAGCUGGGGGGGGGGGGGGCGUGGAAAAUCCGAAAUGGCCCAUACCGCCAGCUCUUCCACCCAGAGCAGCUUAUCACUGGGAAAGAAGAUGCAGCCAACAAUUAUACUGGUGGCCAUUACACCAUUGGAAAAGAGAUCAUCGACCCAGUAGUGGACUGGAUCCGAAAGCUGUCUGAUCAGUGCACAGGAAUUCAGGGCUUCCUAGUAUUCUACAGAUUUGGAGGGGGCACCAGCUCUGGCUUCACCUCUCUGCUGAUGGAGUGGCUUUCUGUCAGAUACGACAAGAAGUCCAAGCUGGAUUUCUCCAUCUACCUAGCUCCACAAGUGUCCACAGAUGUAGUAGCUCCCUAUCACUUUUUCCUAACCACCCAUAUCACCCUGGAACACUAAGACUGGACCUUCAUGGUGGACAAUGUGGCUGUUUAUGGCAUCUGCCGCCACAACCUGGAUAUUGAGUUCCCUAUCUAUACCAACCUCAACUGCCUUGUCAGUCAAAUUGUAUCCUCCAUUACAGCUUCUUUGCACUUUGAUGGGGCUCUCAACAUGGACCUGACAGAGUUCCAGACUAGCCUGGUUCCCUAUGCUCAAAUCUACUUCUCCUUGGUCACCUUUGCACCACUCAUUUCUGCAGAAAAGGCCUACCAUGAACAGCUGCCAGUGCCAAAGAUCACCAAUGCCUGCUUUGAGCCUGCCAACCAGAAGGUGAAGUAUGACCCUUGGUAUGGCAAGUACAUGGCCUAUUGCAUGCUAACAGGAGAUGUGGUGGUUAAGGAUGUGAACGCUGCCAUCGCUGCCAUCAAGACCAAGCACAGCAUCCAGUUUGUGGACCGGUGUCCCACAGGCUUCAAGAUUGGUUUCAACUACCAGCCACUUACUGUGGUGCCUGGAGGUGACCUGAACAAGGUACAGCAUUCAGUUUCCAUGCUGAGCAACCCAAGUGGCAUUGUUGAAGCCUGGGCCCACCUAGACCACGAGUUUGACUUGAUGUAUGCCAAGAGAGCUUUUGUACACUUGUGUGGGGGUGAGGGCAUAGAGGUGGGUGAGUUCUCUGAGGCUUGAGAGCACAUGGAUGCCCUAGAAAAUGAUUAUGAGAAAGUAGGCAUCAAGUCCUAUGAGGAAGAGGAUGAAGUAGAAGAAUAG
Molecule: messenger RNA, 1272 nt
Organism: Acomys russatus (golden spiny mouse)
Lineage: Eukaryota; Metazoa; Chordata; Mammalia; Rodentia; Muridae
Gene: Tuba4a
Product: tubulin alpha 4a
Biological process (GO): microtubule cytoskeleton organization; mitotic cell cycle
Cellular component (GO): microtubule; cytoplasm
Molecular function (GO): structural constituent of cytoskeleton; GTP binding
Source: RefSeq, a predicted model, not a curated record